Messenger RNA from Physella acuta, 1984 nucleotides. Its product is annotated as polycystin-1-like. Gene Ontology annotation, cellular component: plasma membrane. Gene Ontology annotation, molecular function: protein binding. NCBI's taxonomy places the organism in Eukaryota, Metazoa, Mollusca, Gastropoda, Physidae. The record is from RefSeq and is a predicted model, not a curated record.
GACUCUCAGCAUGAAGUUGGCUUGUAGACCCCGAGCUCCCAUCUACCCAAGAUGUCUCAUGUUGCUGUGUUGGCUGGCCACUUUGGGAUGGUGUGAUGAAUCAGCUGAUUGCUUGCGUGGACCAACUGGCACUCCAUGCACCUGCUCAGAUGCUCUGCUGGACUGUACAGGUGCAGACUUGCAGGAGCUGCCAACACACCUGAGUUCCAGUAUCCAAUCAAUAAAUGUCUCAGAGAACCUGAUAACAAGUGUCAAUGGGAAUUUAUUGCCUACAAACCUGGAGAGCAUAAAUUUAACAGGAAACCCUGUAGUUGAGAUAUUAGGAACCUUUCUCUCUGUUAAACAAUUAUACAUAGAGCACUCUGGUUUGAAGAGUUUCCAUGUUGCAACUUUGUUUUGCAGUUUAAGAAUUUUACAUGCUGGUCACAAUACUUUUUCCCUAGACCCACAGGCUUUCACCUGUAUGGAACACUUGACACAAAUAAAAUUGAACAACCUGAAGCUGGUGGAGUUACCUGAAGAUAUUUUCACGGCCAACAAACACUUGCAGCACAUAGAUUUGAGCCACAAUCUGCUGAGCACUGUGUCUGAUUCCAUCUUUGAUGGCUUAGACAACUUAACCUUUUUGGAUUUGUCCAGCAACCCCUGGUCAUGUGACUGCAGUCUUGUGUGGCUCCAGACGUUUCUCAGGUCACUGGUCAACUCUGGUGGCAGCCUGUUCAACCAGGAUACCACUCAGUGUAGCCCUGCCUCACCCACAGCCUUGACAUUGACUCACACUGACACCUUCAGCUCCUGUCACCAUCUGUCUCAGCUAGCAAAAAGAUCAUCUGAGGAACCCUUUGAUUGGUUGAUUGUGUGUCAGACGCUUUCAUUGGCUAACUCUACCAAUAUACUUUGUGAUCCUCGUGAAGCAGCCUCCUGUGUUUAUGACUUUGAAAGCCAGAACUAUUCUCUGGUCCACUACAUGGCUCAGGUCAAGGACACACCAUCAAAGCUAACCUGCAGGAAUCAAUGUCACCAGUCAGGCUACCAUUAUUUUCUCUUUGACAUCCAUGACAUCCAUGACAUCUAUGAUAUAUGUCUCUGUGGCAAUGUCAGUAGCGAGUGUACAGACUGUGCCAGUCCACUCAACAGCUCCAUGACAUUAUGCUCUGGUCAGUUCAGCAAUCUUGUAGGUGGUUCUAGCAUAUUCUAUGACCUUGACUUUGUGCUCUGGCCUGCCCAGCCUCAGGUCAUGACCCUGAUGACCCUGACCUUCAGUAACUCUGACCCUUGUUACAAUAAGUUUACUUGGGACUUUGGGGAUGGCAGCAGGGUCAGCCAAGGCACCACUCCAGCAGCUUCACAUCUUUACCUCUAUCCUGGGAUCUUUGAGCUCACCCUGACCCUAAUGGGCACCUGUCAACCAGAGACCAUCUUCAAGGUCAAUAUUUCUGUGACCUACACGUCAGAUCCUGGCCAGAUGACCUGCCCCAGUUCCCCUCUCAGUACAGCUGACCAGGUCAACAUUACAGCCACAUUCACCUCAGCCUGGGGUCAAAAGGUCAUGUGGCAAUCUGAGCAGUCAGGUACACAACUCAAAGAACCUACGUCUUGUGCUGGCAUCUUGUCUGGUCCUGUGUGCUACGUGCCCAGCUCCCAGCAGGCAUCAUGGGAAGCAGCUCAGACUCUAUGUCAGACAACUUACCCCAAUGGACAGCUAGCUCAGGCAGCCACUGCUGCAGACAACUUGCUCCUUGCAAGAUUGGUACCUAGCAGCCGAGCCUGGAUGGGACUGAAGGCUACAAGUGUACCAGGGUUGUACAUCUGGCUGGAUGGCCGCAGCACUAGUGCCUUCAACAACUGGUCAGCUGGGGGUGGGGACGGAGCCUGCGUCUCUCUUGACCAGUCAGGACUUUGGCACACAGAGCCGUGUCAGCAGGAAAAACUUUUUGUCUGCCAGUACAGUCAAGAAGGUAUUAUCCAAUCUUCAAUCUACUGA